Microplitis mediator is the source of this 4386-nucleotide messenger RNA. RefSeq names its product SET and MYND domain-containing protein 4-like. The record is from RefSeq and is a predicted model, not a curated record. Bases 1 to 1854 code for a protein of 617 amino acids. Gene Ontology annotation, molecular function: protein binding. Lineage: Eukaryota; Metazoa; Arthropoda; Insecta; Hymenoptera; Braconidae. The transcript is spliced from 5 exons.
AUGGAUGUUGCUAAAGAAUUGGUGUUAAGAAUGAAAAAGAUAAAUAAAUCACAUGUAGGAUACGGUUUGCAAGCUGAAAGUGAAGCAUUAGUAGGUCAUAUUUUACAAAAUAUGGCUAAAUCAUCCAUGCCGACAUUUAAAGUUGAUAAAAAGAAUGAAAAAGAUUGUUUGCGAUAUCGCGAAGAAGGAAACCAACACUUUGUUGCUGGAGAUGAUCAAGAAGCAAUAGAAAGUUACACCCGGUCACUAGCUUACGCAAACACAAAUAAACUAAUGGCCCACGCGCGCGCUAACCGUUCCGCGGCUUUGUACCGCAAGGAGAUGUACAAGGAGUGUAUCAUCGACAUUCAAGCGGCUCUGGAACUCGGAUACCCCGAAGACAAACGCAAGAACUUGCAAGACCGCGGCUUGAAAGCUAUGGCAAAACUGAACCAGGUCAAAGCCAACGGCGAGGACAAGGACGACCGCCCAAGUGCGGAUGCUGAGUCUCUGAUAAUAACCGACUCUGCGGAGACUGGCGACAAAAAAGACAUAAGUGACGUAGAAAUAAAGCAAGACGCUGACGAUGAUAAGUUUGUAAAGCCGAGGUAUUUAUCCAACCCGGAAGUCAUGUCCGUUCCUUAUGGUCAGAGUGAGGAAGCUCCUGCAAAUAGCAAAGGUAUAGCUAUUAAAUAUUCCGAAGAAUAUGGACGUCAUUUAGUAGCCACUGAACAUUUCAAAGCUGGGGAAAUACUUACUGUUGAGAAACCGUACAGUUGGGUCAUUUAUCGUGACAAAUUUUACACCCACUGUCAUCAUUGUUUAGAGCAAUCCAGCUGCUUGAUACCAUGUCCUCAUUGUCCAAUAGCUCAGUACUGCAGUGAAAAGUGUCGUCUAGAAAGUUGGAACCUGGCUCAUAAUAUAGAAUGCUCUGUACUGAGUGUUCUCCUGAAUCUCUUGAAUGUCGAUGAAGACAAAAUACGCAUGGUUAUGAAAAUAAUACGUCUGAUGGUAACGGUAACAUCUGGGGGAAAUAAAAUUGAUGAUUUACGUAAAGAUAUGGCGAUUGCUGAAUCAAAUCUUGAUAAUAGGACAGCUGGGUUUACUGAUAAAGGAGCUUUAGAAAGUACCAGCGCAAGAUCUGCUUUGAGUCUCGCUACCAAUAUGACAACACGUCCGCUUAUUGGUAUCAGCGCAUUUGCUUGCAUUUCGGCACUGACUGCAAUGUUACUGUCAACUCAAACUAAAUUUUUUGGUAAAAAGUAUCAACUUAGUGAACUUAAAGAUAUUAAUAAACUACCGGAUAUUAAAUUUUGCGGGAGUAUUAUGCUCAGAGCUUGUGUCAUUACUUCGUCAAAUUGUUUUUCGAUCCAACCGGAACCGGGAAUAAAAGUUGGGUCAGGUCUCUAUGUAGCUCAUAGUCUGUACAAUCACUCGUGCGCAGCAAAUACCUUUAGACACUUCGAAGGUCUCACGAUGAUAACACGUGCGAUGGAGCCGAUUCGUCCUGGGGAUCAAGUAUUUACAGGAUACGGUGCUGAUUAUUCUUACAUGGGUCUUGCCGAGCGCAAAGACAAACUGAUGGAUGAGUACUUUUUUGAUUGCCAGUGUCCGGCCUGUGUCAACGACUGGCCGACUUACAAAGUUAUUCUUGAUAAGCAUCUGGGCUCCAUUAAGAGGAACAAGAAACUCGUUGAUCGGCUGAAACCAUACAAACAGAGAUUGUUAACAGACAAGUAUGACAUUGAUGCGGUAAAGCACGUGCUUGAUAUUCUUUACAGUGACCCGACGGUGUCUAAGCCCUGCGAAGAAAUUCUACAUGCGGUACAUUAUCUUAGAUGUUAUUAUUUAGGUAAAUUACACAAGAGUAAAUAGUAGGGGUGUGCGAAUAGUUCGAACUUACGAAUUAUUCAUAUCGAAUUGAAUCGAAUUUUUAUUAGUAAUUAUUCAUAAAUUUUCGAAUUAUUAGAAAAUUUACUAAUAAUUCAAAUUUUUGUCUGAGGUAAAUAGAACUCAGACACAAAUCUACGAAAAAAUUAUUUUUUGUUACUUUAAAAAUUAAACUAUCCAUUAAAUAAAAAUUAAAUAUUUGCAAGAUGAUGAGAAUUUUAUCGAUUCAACUCGAAAAGAUUCGAAUUCAUUAAAAAAUUUGAAUUAUUAGAAAAGUUAUGGUUAAUUAAAAAAUUUUUGGAUAGUUAUAAAGUUGAAGAAUAAUUCGAAAAGUUACGAAUGAUACGAUGUUCGCGGAUAAAAUAUCCCCGACAAAAUACCCGCGAUAAAAUAUCCGAAUACAAAUUAUCCGAUAGACAAAAUAUCCCCGGAUUAAAUAUUGAAGAGACAAAAAUUCGUAACAAAAUAUUCUGUCGAUAAAUCUUAUUCAGAAAAAUAUAUUUUCAGUGAAAAAAUAAUUAAUGGUUUUCGAUAAACGGGUAUCGUACCAUUCCAAGCAUAUGUGUUGACCUGUUUCCAAAAUAAUACCCACCCGAAAUCUGUGAAAAAAGGACACAGUACGAUUUCAAGCAUAUGUGUUGAUCUAUUUUUUACAUCACACACUCACAUUUUAUGUGCAAAUAUAUUAAACAUUUCUGAUAAAAGGGUACCGUACUAUUUAUAUAAAAAGCAUUUAUAUUAUAAGAUAUUUUUUGGGGAUAUUUUGUCUAUCGGAUAAAAUGUAUUCGGAUAUUUUAUCGCGGAUAUUUUGUCUUUGGAUAAUAAGUGACGGUACCGAAUAAUUAAAAAAUUUUAAUUAUUCGAUUUGAGUUUCAAAUCGAAUAGUUAAAUUCGAUUUACUUCGAUUCGAACCUGAUUCGCAUACCCUCAAUAAAUAGAUAGUGACAGCUUACUUGCUUUUUUAACGCUUAUUGGCUUAAUGAUUAUAUUUAUUGUAUUUUCUUUUUCUUUUGCUUUGUUGGAUGCCGCAGCUACGCCAAUUUUUCAUGUUUGCUAUCGCAUAAAAAUAAAAUUAUUAUGAUUAAUUAUUUAUAACUUUAAUUAAUUAAAUUUUUUUUCUUUUAGAUCCUUAGUCGACGUGGAAUUAAAAUACAAAUUUUUUACUAUGUAAUACAAUUUUUAUUACUUUUUAGUUAUUACUGUGACAAGUUCAUUUUCAAAGGUGUGAUAAUUAUAAUCAUUAUUGUAAUUAAUUAAGAGAAGUUUUCAGUGAGAAGAAAUUUGUUUUUUUUUUUAUCAACACUAAUUAUUUUUCAUGGAAAAAUUAUUUUUACAAAUCUAAUUACGUUCAAAUUAUUAGAUAAAUUUAAAUGAUUGAGUCUCUCUUCAAAUGCAGUCGUAAAAAUUGGCGGCAAAUAAAAUGAAAAAGUUUUAAUUUUUAAAUUAAAUUAGUCAUCAAUCGGCUGAAUAAAAUUUUUUUAAUUAAUUUAACAUUUACAUUAAAAAUAAAUAUUAUUUUUAACCCACGCGACUCUAAUUUAUUUAGUGGGAAAUUCAAAAUUAAAUAAAUAAAAUUUUCUGUAUCAGUUACAAUGUCAGUUUUUAAAAACUAAUUGAAACUAAUUAUAUAUAUAAUUAGUAAAUAUUAUUGUAAUUAAAAAUUAAAAUAUGCAUUUAUUUUAUCCGCAUAAUAAAUUUAAACUUUCGCACAUGUGUCUAAAAAAAUUUUAGUUUUAAAUUUAAUAAUUUACCCGCCAAAAUAAAUUUAAAAAUUUCAUUACAUCAAUUGACGGCUGAUUUACACCCAAAUUUUAUUAAAUUAAAAAAAAACGUGGAACGAAACUAAAAAAAUUUUUUAAUGAGUAGCGAAACUGAAAGCUUCUCUUAAUUAUAAUUAUAAAUUAACAAUAAACAUUAAAUAUCAUCAUAUAUUUAUUUCACUCAUAUCAGAAUUCUAUGUGCUAUUGUAAAAUAAAAAGUAUAAUUUAUGUGUAGGAAUGUACACAUCCAUUUUUUAUUUAAUUGUAAUCAUAAUCAUAAUCGUAAUCAUAAUCACAGAAAACAAACAUAUAUAUAAAUAUAUAAUUAGCGUAGAAAUUUACUAAUACGAAGUAGAAGUUUGAAUAUUUCUUUAAAAAAAAAAAAUGUGAGACAGUAAUUAUUGUUAUCAAUUAAAAUUAAAUAAUAAUGAAUAAUUAUGAGCAGUAAAUUUAUUAGAAACGAUUAAUAUUUGAGAAUGCAGCGAAGAGCGGUUGAGAUGUUGAAGUUGAAUUGGAAGCUGGUUGUGAAUCUCCGAUACUUUUAAGUAAAUUUCCUUGGAGAAGACUAUCGAGAGCUUUUUGUACUGUCGGAUCAUUAAGCAAAGGCGAUGGUGUCACUGUCGCUGUACCUGUUACUGAUGACGCUGAUGGAGUUGCUGUUGUUGAUGCUGGCAACACGAUUUAUUAACUUACAUUUUUUAUCUUAUUACUAAACUAUAUAUAAAUAAAUAAAUAAAUAAAUAUUAUAAUUUAUAAA